AUGCCACAGCUCUCACUUAAGACCAUGGGCAAUGUGUUCAAAAAAAAUCAUAAAGAUUUGGACGUCAAAGCCGAAGAUGAGGACUUAGACGCAUCGGAAUUCGAAGAUGAUGAUGAGAAGAAACCCGCGCCACGCAAGAACAGAAGGCCCAAAGACACCCCUUUCACACAACAAAAAAUUGCAGCAAUCAAUCCAGUGGUGACGCCGCGCGGCGUGAUAUUUCUAUACUGCUCCUUAGCCGUGGUAUUCGUCAUCUUCGGUGCUGUCCUCUUAAAAAUAUCGAUGCGGGUAGACCAGAUGCUUAUCUACUACCACGACUGCUCGAUGUCCGCUCCACAAGGGUCCUGGGAAGACAUGACACCAGACCAGUACCGCUGGCAGUUCCACAAGAACACUACUUACGACAAGGCCCCACAGUGGAGCUACACACCUCCUACCAGUUCGGAUUUGAGCAACGGAACCUGCCAUAUCAGGUUCACGACCCCACACGACUUGCCCAAAAACGUGUUUUUGAGCUACUGGAUCGAGAAAUUUGCCGGCAAUCACAGACGGUUCGUGCUGUCCUUCAGCGAGAUGCAGCUCAACGGUGAAGAAACCUCCAUGACCACAGUCAGAAGCAACCCAGGUAUCAAUUGCAAGCCUCUGGUGUCUAACAGCGAGGGCAAACAGUACUACCCAUGCGGUCUGAUUGCCAACGCCAUGUUCAACGACACGUUUCCCAUGGAAUUGGUUGGCGUGGGCUCCACAAGUAACUAUUCCUUGACGAACAAGGGCAUUGCGUGGUCCACCGACAAAGACCGCUUUAAGAAAACAAUGUUGAACCAUACCAAGAUUGCUCCUCCUCCAAAUUGGGUCAAACAAUAUCCUAACGGCUACAAUUCGACAAACGUUCCAAAUAUUCACACUUGGGAGGAGUUCCAGAAUUGGAUGAAAGCACCCGCGUUCCACCAGUUCCAAAGACUUAUUCGCAGAAACAACAAUGACACACUCCUCGCAGGCGAGUAUGAAAUCAGUAUUGGGCUAAAUUGGCCCGUAACAGAAUUCAACGGCAAGAAGGGCAUAUUUCUCACCCACGGCUCCAGCAUUGGCGGAAAAAACAAUUUCCUCGGGGUAGUUUACCUUGCUGGCGGUUGUAUAUGCUCUGGCCUUGGUGCUCUUAUACUAAUAACAAGCUUGAUUACAGGCAGAAGUGUAGGUGAUCUAAGAUAUCUGUCAUGGAACAAGCAGACAGAGGAAGAACGUUGA
Molecule: messenger RNA, 1245 nt
Organism: Lachancea meyersii CBS 8951
Lineage: Eukaryota; Fungi; Ascomycota; Saccharomycetes; Saccharomycetales; Saccharomycetaceae
Source: the annotation of a GenBank genome assembly